This is a messenger RNA of Anopheles coustani, 1140 nucleotides long. RefSeq lists its product as uncharacterized. Lineage: Eukaryota; Metazoa; Arthropoda; Insecta; Diptera; Culicidae. Bases 1 to 1140 code for a protein of 379 amino acids. The transcript has 4 exons. The record is from RefSeq and is a predicted model, not a curated record.
AUGAGUGGAUUCUGGCGUGAAAGUGACGUGUCAGACGAGUCGGACGACGAUACUCCCGUCACCGGGUAUCACCCGGAGAAAGAUUGCGUUUCGGGGCGAGCAACCGGCACGAUAGAACCUAAACCUCAGCUUAAGGCGAAACCACGUGGUGGAGACAAAAGGAGCAGAAAGACGAAGGCGGAGUGGUUGUCAGGGUCGUGGCCGCUGCGCCAGUUCGACGAAUCGUUGCCCACUAACAAGCGUAUAACCCGAGAUGAAGAUGCUUUUUUACAAGCGGCAUCUACGAGCGGCAUUGUUGAAGCCAACCGCCAGAUAAGUGUAGAAAACAGGGUGGAGGUUAUUGGUAGUGGAAGCUUAAUUUUACCCACGGAGGAACCUGAAACAAUUUCGAGCCAUGAGGACACAUCUAUUGACGGAUCUGAUGAUGAUGAUGAUGACAUCAGAGUGGAUUGCACUAGGUUGGCUAGAUAUGUAGAUAGCUAUAGCCGACAUGAGGCGUUGAGACGGUGGGCAAUCUUGGAACUCGUAUCACGUUCGUCUCUAGGAAAACUUCUGGCGAUCUUGAGGAAGGAUUAUAAAUUGCAACUUCCUAAAGAUGCACGGACACUUACCAAAUCAUCCUCACAAGUGUCGAUCGAUGGGCUUCCCCUUUUUAAAAGUUCAAACACACAACUGUGGCCAAUACUUAUAAAGGUGGAAGAAUUGGUAGAUGCUCCGGUAAUGCUUGUCGGUGUUUUUGGGGGACAAGCAAAGCCGGAGAACAUCGAACAAUAUCUUCGGCCGCUAGUGUUGGAGGUGAACGAUCUCCAGCAAAGAGGCUUGCAGUUCGGUGACAAGCAGGUGCAUUUUAAACUUCGCGCCAUUGUUGCCGAUUCUCCGGCGCGGGCGUAUCUAAAAGCUGUCACCAGUUAUACUGGUAAGCAUGGAUGCUUAAAGUGUUCCUGUGUUGGGGAAUACAUCAAACCGGAGAAUAAAGUCAUUUUUGACUCCGUGAACUCUGCACCGCGCACGGACGCGGGCUUUCGAGCUAAGGUAGACAAGGACCAUCAUAAGAGUUGGCGGACACCACUAGAAGAUAUAAAUAAUUUCCAUUUAAUAGAAGACGUCGUUUUUACUCCACGUUUCCUCAAACAGCACUGA